AUGCAGCAAGUCAAUACAUCAUCCAAGCCAGCAGGUAGAUCUAGUCAUAGUUCCUCUCCCUCCUACCCCGCGAAGAAACCACGUCUCGUAUCGACUGUACAGGAGUCCUCACAAGAAGCUCAAGAAAUAUCACGGAUUAAGCAUAAGCUGCUAGAGAAGACCGACUGGGCAUCGGUUGCAGCAGCACGGCCACUCACGGUGCUAUUCCCUCCCGUAGAAGCUUUACAGAAAUUUGGGAGGCGGAGAAAAAUAACGAAUGAUGACCGUGAGAGGCUGGGGUCUUCUGUCCUGCGUCCACAGCUUACUUACCGCCCCAAGCAUCGCAGAAGUGCAGAGUCAGAGGAGAGCAUACAAGACCUGGACAUAAGAAGAAAUGGCCAACCUGUUGGAGCUAACUACCCGGGUCUUCAUGGCCCACCAACUGAUGCUACAUCGCAGUCAAUGCUUCUGGACCAUGAGUCCCCUCCCACAACGCCAAAGCCACUUGUGCAUGAGUAUGUCUGUGAGAACGUCGGCGUUAGGAGCUCAGUCGGUGACAGGUCUUGGAUUCUAGACUCUUCCAGUAUCUCACUUAUAUCUCUGUCGUCCUCUGAUAGAGGAUUGUCCACCCGGGGAAAUUCCAUAGUCCGGGACUCGGAUUAUUUUGGUAACAAUUCUACUGGCAAGGAGCAGCUCCAGGUUACAGGUUCAGAACCUCUACAGUCAGCAGACACUAGCCCAAAGGUUCAAGAAGCAGGGACUCCGAUCAGGCGACGAUUCACGAUAGAUGACCAGAUUCUUGCCGAAGAGGAAUGGAUGAAGGCCGCCUAUGGCACAUCCCUGGAAAGAGACGGUUACUCAACCGCCCAUCAAUUUUCUCAGAGCCUUUUGAACCCUGAAUCAUAUUCACCAACUGCAAACGACAGUAGACAGCAGAUAUCUGCGCAAGAUUCCAUGAGCACUUCAUCUACAAUGAAUCACUCCAGUUAUGGCUGGCUCCCAGAGCCUCGCCACAACAUACAACGAGUUAUAUUAGAAAGGACAGACAAGGGACAGAUUAAUAAGGUGCCCAGUGAAUCUAGAUUACGCAGUACAAGGCUCGCUCCUCUAUCAAGAAAACCGACCACAUCCCCUCUGAUAAUCUUUGGCCAGUCUGUCGAACUCGAUGGUGCUUUAUUCGCUAAGCAAGUUGAGCACGGAAAACAGCAGGCUCAACACGACUUCACAUGUUCUCCUACCAGAUUUCGUGAAGCUAACAGUUAUAUAUCAACGGAUAACUAUCCGUUCAAGGAGACAAAUCUCCGUCGACCAGAUGACUUUGCAUUUUCACCGAAUAGUAUGGUCAAACUCAGCAAGCCUACCGUAGCGCCAAGGGCCGCGAGAAUAUACGUUGAUCAAGCAUGCGCUAUCCCUCUUCAAGUUUUAAGAACAGCAGGACCAGAACGGGUGUUUCCUUGGAGGCACCCAGAGGAUCGGCCCGCCCAAGAAUGGACCAAUCGACGUAGUUUAUACAACUAG
This is a messenger RNA of Aspergillus vadensis CBS 113365, 1497 nucleotides long. RefSeq lists its product as uncharacterized. The coding region runs from base 1 to 1497 and encodes 498 amino acids. The record is from RefSeq and is a predicted model, not a curated record. NCBI's taxonomy places the organism in Eukaryota, Fungi, Ascomycota, Eurotiomycetes, Eurotiales, Aspergillaceae. The transcript has 2 exons.